AUGAGGUCCAAGUUUUCUCAAGCUGCUCUGCAGCCCUUUAUUCUAGGAGUGUUCCUGUCACUGGUGGACACCAAAGGAACCUUCUAUGGAACAGGCCAUGGGAACCCGUUCUUUGGGGGAAGUCAUGGCAACAGAUACAACCUGUACAAGGCUGGAGUCAACCCACACUACACCCCAGGAAAACCCAUGACCCGCCACAAAAACCACUGUGCGUAUGUGGUCCAGAAGAACAUCACGUGUACGACGCAGGACGGCAUGGCCACUUACGUGACGGCAGAGUACACCACCAAGUGCAUCUGGGGGCAGAAGUGUCCUGUCGUCAUGUACCGGACCUUCUACAAGCCUAAAUACAAGGUGGGUUAUAAAACCAUCACUGAGCUGGAGUGGAGGUGCUGUCCUGGCUACUCUGGAGAGAACUGCUACGAUGGACCCACCUCCCUGCCCGAUAUGAUGCCCCCCUUCAGGGGUGGUGCCCCCCACCGCCCAGGAACGAAGGGAUACCCUCACGGGCAGCCCCGACCCCCUUUGGGCCACAAACCUGUCCCUGGGGGGGCUAAUCUGGAGCCUGGGAGGCCCUUCCCAAAUCAGCCUGAUAGUAGACCCAUUCCCACUGGACAACUGCCCACCGGGAACGGCAAACCCAACUAUGGUUAUAAAGUUGGUGUUAGUGGAGAGCGUCUGGACAGUAUGGAGGUGGACCUGCGUCGCCUAACCCAGGGUCUGGACACUCUGAACGGGGUGGUGGCUGGCCUGGAGGACCGCCUGCGCCUCUCUCUCCGGGAGGAUACCAACAAGAUGCUGGGCUCCCUGCUCUCCACUGCCCCCCGUCUCUCUGACUCCUCCGUUGGCUUCGGGGUGAUCCCUGACGGGACCCCAGACAGCCUGAAGGGGGGAGAGGGUUUCCCCGGCUUUGGGGAUCUGGCUGGGAGGGUGACGCAGGUGAAGGAUGAGCUCAGAGCCAAGGGACACAUGCUGGAGGAGAUACAGGGCAUGGUUCUGGGCCAUGACUGGCAGCUGAAGAGGAUGUUGGAGGCUGCGACCGGCAGGCCCAUCCCUGGAUCGGGCUCUCCCUCCAUCAUGGAGCUGCUGGAUGCUAAGCUUGCCGGCGUCCGCGCUGAGAUCCUGGACGGCUUCGAGAGGCGUCUGUCUGGCCUGGAGAACCACUGUGAGGAGAGGAUAGGAGAAGUCCAGAGACAGUGUCAUAAUGAACACAUGAACGGACAGGAGCAGAUUCAGCAGUCACUGGACGGCAGAGAGACUGGCCUGAGAGAGGAGCUGGGUACUCUGCAGGCCCAAAUACAGGGACUGACCCUCACUGAGAGCUGCUGUGGACAGGUGAACAGCCUGUCUCAGCGGGUGUUGAUGCUAGAGGAGUCAGUGACGGGGUUAACAGAGUCUCAGCACCAGCUCCAGGCUGCUCUCACUGACCAGACUAUCCACAUCGAGACCCUGAUAGAGGCCCGUCUGGAGAACACGGAUGCCCGGCUCAAUGCCACCGAGUCUGGGGAAGUAGGGGUUGGCGGGGUGCCUUGGGACCUGGACGGCUUCAAGACCCUGCUGGAGGACAAGCUGAAGACCCUGGAGAACAGGGUGUUUGUGGCCGUGGAAGAGCUGAGAAACGCCACCGCCCCAGCUCUGCUGGAGGGUCAGGUGGUGCCUGCCCUGGAGACAGAGAUCGAGUCAGUCAGGAGGAGGGUGGAGGGAGACCUGGACGGCAUCCAGAAACAGCUCACAGACCUGGAGCUCCUCUGCACCUCCUCCUGCUCCCCCGCAACUCCCCCUGAAGGAGGCGCAGGGACAGGCCUAGCAGAGGAGGGGUGUGAGGAGGUGGAGAAGAAAGUGUCAGGUCGUCUGGACUCCCACGCCGACCAGCUAGACCAUCUCAACACCACGCUGCAGACCCUUCUGAACCGUAUCGCCCAGGAGGAUGAGGAAGGCUCUGUCCAGGGAGAGAUCACCCUCCUCAAGAUUAAUGUCAACUCUGUCAACCGCACCCUGAAGGGUCUGAGGGACUCUGUUAGCUUAUUCACUAAGGGAGUGGGCCAUGCUAAUGCCACAUGGACACACAGGGAGCACCAGCUAGCCACCGAGGUCCAGGGCAUCACCCAGCUGGUGGGGCGCCAGGCCUCCCUCCUAGGGGCUGGGGAGCGCCGACUAGCCCAGCUGAAGGGGGAACUGGUGGGCCUGAGGAGGAGGCUGGCCGGAGAGCUGCAGGGCUGCUGGAGCACGGCCCUUGGGGUUCAGAGGGAGGUGAAGGAGGUGGAUAGUCGCGUGUCCCAGGUGGAGGGACAGUGUGGCAGCCUGGGGGAGCUGGCGGACCACCUGGAGAGGAUCAGGGCAGAGCUGGAGAGACACUCUGACUCGUACCUAUCACAGGUGAAUGGAACGCUGGCCAGUCACUCUACACAGCUAGCCGAGCUGAAGGGAGAGAUCAAAGACUGUGUCGGGAAGCGCUCAGCCAAUCAUAGGGGAGACCAGUAG
Salvelinus namaycush (lake trout) is the source of this 2481-nucleotide messenger RNA. It is a transcript of the gene emilin3b, whose product is annotated as EMILIN-3. Gene Ontology annotation, molecular function: protein binding. Gene Ontology annotation, cellular component: extracellular matrix. Bases 1 to 2481 code for a protein of 826 amino acids. The record is from RefSeq and is a predicted model, not a curated record. NCBI's taxonomy places the organism in Eukaryota, Metazoa, Chordata, Actinopteri, Salmoniformes, Salmonidae. The transcript is spliced from 6 exons.